Eriocheir sinensis (Chinese mitten crab) is the source of this 554-nucleotide messenger RNA. It is a transcript of the gene Phf5a, whose product is annotated as PHD finger-like domain-containing protein 5A. Gene Ontology annotation, biological process: mRNA splicing, via spliceosome. The transcript is spliced from 2 exons. The coding region runs from base 122 to 454 and encodes 110 amino acids. Gene Ontology annotation, cellular component: precatalytic spliceosome; U2 snRNP; catalytic step 2 spliceosome. Lineage: Eukaryota; Metazoa; Arthropoda; Malacostraca; Decapoda; Varunidae. The record is from RefSeq and is a predicted model, not a curated record.
GGCUGCGCGGGGCGGCGAGCCAGACCACAACAAACGUUCAGCCGGGCGGGAGGCAGCGGCGACCAACUCCUCCAGACACUCGCUAUAUACAACAUUCCAGGGCGUGAAACAACCCUUAACCAUGGCCAAGCACCACCCUGACUUGAUCUUCUGCCGCAAACAGCCGGGCGUGGCCAUCGGGCGGCUGUGCGAGAAGUGUGACGGGAAGUGUGUGAUCUGUGACUCCUACGUGAGGCCGUGCACGCUGGUCAGGAUCUGCGACGAGUGCAACUACGGCUCCUACCAGGGACGCUGCGUCAUCUGCGGAGGCCCAGGCGUGUCAGAUGCCUACUACUGCAAGGAAUGCACGGUGCUCGAGAAGGACAGAGACGGCUGCCCAAAGAUUGUCAACCUUGGCUCCUCCAAGACAGACUUGUUCUAUGAACGGAAGAAAUACGGCUUCAAGAAGAGAUGAGGCGGGUUUGGGGUGGGUGUGGGAUGUGAUGGGGCAUUUUUUUUGUAUCUGAAGACCUUUUUUAUUCAAUCUUUGCUGAUGCAUGUUAUGAUUAAUUCUU